Baudoinia panamericana UAMH 10762 is the source of this 1024-nucleotide messenger RNA. RefSeq lists its product as uncharacterized. The record is from RefSeq and is a predicted model, not a curated record. Lineage: Eukaryota; Fungi; Ascomycota; Dothideomycetes; Mycosphaerellales; Teratosphaeriaceae. The coding region runs from base 83 to 1024 and encodes 313 amino acids. The transcript has 2 exons.
AAAGCAUAUAUCUUAUUGUCUCUUUGAUCGCUAACAUGCUGAGGCUCCGAUCACAGAAGUCGAGGAACGAACGAGCAACAAGAUGCGCGUCGCCGUCAUUGGUCCAGCCGGUUUCGGUGGCUCUGUUGUCUGUAUCGAACUGCUCAACCGCGGUCACGAAGUCAUCGGCAUAUCACGCAAACCGGAAACCUUCGGGUCACAUGAACACUACAAGCCAUUGCAGCUAGAUAUCAGUGGCGCAACCAUUCCCCAACUGAUCGAGACUUUUAAAGAUGUCGACGUCGUCGUCAACGCAUUCAACCCACCCUACAGCCCUACCGUUUACAAGCUCUUCGUCGAGACAACGCGCAGGCUUGUAAUCGCAGCUAAAGCAGCGCAACUCACCUACUUCAUCUCCAUCGGCGGCACUGGCUCCCUGUUCCUCGGGCCGGAAUACCCGUACCAAACUGCAGCGGACAGCAGGGAAUUCUGGCUGGCGUACCGACAGGCCACGGCCGAUAGCGAAGCAGCUACCUACCAUAUGGAGGAGCGGAUUGGUUUCGGCUCGCCCGUGGCGAAGAUGAUGCGGGAGUACCGUGAUGCGCGUUCAGCGGUCAAAGCGGGUCGAGCGAGCGAGGACCAGAAGAGGGUCAUCAAGGAGGUUGAGAAGGGUGUGCUUGAGGGACCGGACCCGGUACCCGACCUUCCUCUUGCGGCGCGAGCGGGCUUUAUGUUCCUCGAGGCUGAUACGAGCUGGAGGUGGAGUUUUGUGAGUCCGCCGGGAAAGUAUAUGCCUGGGCCACGGACGGGUAAGUAUCAAGUAGUCAUCGAUCAAGUGCCGUUUGCGCCUGUGGAGGGCAAGGCGGGUGGGGAAGGCGGGAAUGCGUUCGAAGGUCGCUUGUUGGGCAUCUCUGCCGCGGACUUGGCCGUGGCGAUGGUUGACGAGAUCGAGAAGCCGGAGAAGGUGCACAAACACUGGAGUGCCGUGGCCGAACUACCUGCUGAGCAGGAGCGGGUGCCAUCAUAUGCUCGCUUGAAUAAAUGA